Messenger RNA from Neurospora tetrasperma FGSC 2508, 876 nucleotides. RefSeq lists its product as uncharacterized. The coding region runs from base 79 to 690 and encodes 203 amino acids. Gene Ontology annotation, molecular function: peptidase activity. The record is from RefSeq and is a predicted model, not a curated record. Lineage: Eukaryota; Fungi; Ascomycota; Sordariomycetes; Sordariales; Sordariaceae. Gene Ontology annotation, biological process: proteasomal protein catabolic process. The transcript is spliced from 4 exons. Gene Ontology annotation, cellular component: proteasome core complex; proteasome core complex, beta-subunit complex; cytosol.
AACCGUGCAAGCCAACGCAACUUGAAGCUUGCCAAAACAACAGCAUAUCAUCCAUCACUCACAAAACAAUCAGCCAAAAUGGAGGUUUUACUAGGUAUCACGGGCAAGGACUUUACCAUCAUUGCGGCGUCCAAGGCCGCUAUGCGGGGAGCGACCAUCCUGAAGGCAUCUGACGACAAGACAAGGUCGCUGAACAAGCACACACUGAUGGCAUUCUCCGGUGAAGCUGGCGACACAGUACAGUUCGCCGAGUACACCCAAGCCAACGCCCAGCUCUACUCCAUGCGCAACGGGACCGACCUUUCCCCUUCUGCCCUUGCCAACUUUGUCCGCGGCGAGCUUGCGACGAGCUUGCGCUCCCGGAAACCCUACAACGUGAACCUCCUUCUCGGAGGUGUCGACCCUAUCACCCACAAGCCCAGCCUCUACUGGCUCGACUACCUUGCGUCGUUGGCGAAGGUCCCCUACGCCGCCCACGGCUACGCACAAUACUACUGCCUCUCGAUUCUCGACAAGCACCACCACCCAGACAUCACCCUUCACCAGGGCAUCAAGCUUCUCAACCUGUGCACCGACGAGCUCAAGAGGAGGUUACCCAUAGACUUCAAGGGCAUGACGGUCAAGGCGGUAACGAAGGACGGCAUUAUCGAUAUUGAGUUCGACGACGACAAGGUGGUUAAGAUGGCUUGAUUCGUGGGGAUGCUUGCUUACUUGCCUGCUUGCGGCUUGGGAAGCCUUGCGGGGGAAGGACAACUCUGUAUAAUAAUACCCAUACGACGGAAAUGCAUGAGUCCAGGUGGUUUCCACCAACGGGAGACCCCUGGCGAAUUUGAUGUUCAUAAAGAAAGAGAGAGGAAGAAGCAAGGCUAUCAUGUU